Molecule: messenger RNA, 698 nt
Organism: Cydia splendana
Lineage: Eukaryota; Metazoa; Arthropoda; Insecta; Lepidoptera; Tortricidae
Gene: Pp
Product: growth-blocking peptide, long form-like
Exons: 1
Coding region: 198-680 (160 amino acids)
Source: RefSeq, a predicted model, not a curated record
AGACAGGCGACAAUAGAAGUAUAAAUAAGCAAAGAAUAUUGAAGUUGUCUAAAUCAAUAUCAACAUGAGCAUAUCAUGCGAGUACAUAACUGAUAAGUACAAGGGGUCAAGUCGUUAUCUAUUUAAGCGUGUGCUCUUAGUAGAUAUUACAGUUCAGUUUAUAAUUUACAAGAAGUUAGAACGGGUUGCGUUGUAUAAUGAAGCUUCCUACAGUCUUUGUAUGUUGUUUCAUAUCAACAAUACUCUAUUCAGUGGAAGGUGGACUGGUUAAAGAUUUUUUUGGAAAGGUUAAAGAUACAGCAGAAGUAAUCCAUAAAGAUGUACAUAAUAUCUGGAGACCUGGAAGUGGUAACGCCGAUAAGAACAACACAGAGCAAACGGUGACUACUCCCGCUACUCCUAGUGCAGCCGAGGAUGGUCAUGACGAAAAAGAGGACAACAAGGAAGGAGAACACAACAUAAAUGAAAAGACAAAAGAAACGAAGGUAUCUGAAAUAACUACAUCUUCUUCAACCACCUCAACAACAGAACACGAAACAAAGGAGGAUAAACACGAAGAAACAACAACGGCAGCAUCUGAGACCACAACUAAAAAAGACGAAAGAGCGAAUUUCUCAGGAGCAUGCCAGGCUAAUUACAGACGUACCGCUGACGGCCGAUGCAUGCUUGUUGGUGCUUGACAUAUUGAAAUGAUAAAU